Messenger RNA from Nerophis ophidion (straightnose pipefish), 4033 nucleotides. RefSeq names its product glutamate receptor, metabotropic 2b (gene grm2b). Gene Ontology annotation, molecular function: group II metabotropic glutamate receptor activity. NCBI's taxonomy places the organism in Eukaryota, Metazoa, Chordata, Actinopteri, Syngnathiformes, Syngnathidae. Gene Ontology annotation, biological process: regulation of synaptic transmission, glutamatergic; G protein-coupled glutamate receptor signaling pathway. The transcript is spliced from 5 exons. Bases 134 to 2836 code for a protein of 900 amino acids. The record is from RefSeq and is a predicted model, not a curated record. Gene Ontology annotation, cellular component: membrane.
GUCGGAGGUCACAUCAGGUCAGGUCUUUGAUGUUUGUUGUCUUCCUCUCCAGGAAGCGUCCGCCAUGUUGUGACAUCGUGUGAACCAGCGCUUCCUUUCUCUUUGAUUGCCUGAUCUUGACAAGCAUCACGCCAUGUCCAGCGUCUCUUUCCCUCGCCAGAGGUCCUCGGUCAAUCCGGCGCCUUCUUACUGGCCGCUGCACUUCCUGCUGCUGGAGCUGCUGGUGCCGGGAAGCCUGCCCAACAUGUCCAGACUGCCGGCCGCCACCAAGCGCGAGAUCCUCAUGGACGGCGACUUGGUGAUCGGCGGCCUCUUCCCGGUGCACCACAAGGGCGAAGGCACGGAGGACUGCGGGAAGAUCAACGAGGAGCGAGGCAUCCAGAGGCUGGAGGCCAUGUUGUUGGCGCUGGACGAGAUUAACGCCAGCGAUCGCAUUCUUCCUGGUCUCCAGCUGGGGGCGCACAUCCUGGACACCUGCUCUAAGGACACCUACGCCCUGGAGCAGUCCCUGGAUUUUGUCAGGGCGUCACUCACCAAGGUGCACGACCCGGGUUUCAUCUGUCCCGAUGGCUCGCGGCCCAUCCAAAAUGAAGUCCCGCUGGCGAUAUCGGGGGUCAUUGGAGGGUCCUACAGUGACGUGUCCAUUCAGGUGGCCAACCUCCUGCGACUCUUCCAGAUCCCUCAGAUCAGCUACGCCUCCACCAGUGCCAAGCUGAGCGAUAAAUCCCGCUACGACUACUUUGCCCGCACCGUGCCCGCCGACUUUUACCAGGCCAAGGCCAUGGCGGAGAUCCUCCGUUAUUUCAACUGGACCUACGUCUCCACCGUGGCGUCGGAGGGCGACUACGGCGAAACGGGCAUCGACGCCUUCCAGCAGGAGGCCCGCUCUCGCCAGAUCUGCAUCGCCACCUCUGCCAAGGUGAGCCGCUCCAUGAACCGGCAGGGCUUUGAGAACGUGAUCCGCUCCCUGCAGCAGAAGUCCAACGCCAAGGUGGUCAUCCUGUUCACCCGCAGCGAAGACGCGCGGGAGCUCCUGGUAGCGGCUGCCCGUAUGAACGUGUCUUUCAUCUGGGUGGCCAGCGACGGCUGGGGGGCGCAGGAGAGCGUGGUGAGGGGCAGCGAGAUGGCGGCGGACGGAGCAUUCACCAUCGAGCUGGCGUCUUAUCCCAUCAGGGAGUUCGAGGACUACUUCACCAAACUCAACCCGUACACCAACGCCAGGAACCCGUGGUUCAAAGAGUUCUGGGAGCACCGCUUCAGCUGCAGCCUCCAGCAGCACGGCUGCAGCGAGCGCAGCCUCAGAGACGGAACCUUCGAGCAGGAGUCCAAGAUCAUGUUUGUGGUCAAUGCGGUCUACGCCAUGGCCUACGCGCUGCACAACAUGAGGCAGGCCGUGUGCUCCAACACCUCCAAGGUGUGCGACGCCAUGAAGCCUGGCAACGGAAAACGCUUCUACAAGGAGUUCAUCCUGAAGACCAAGUUUGAAGCUCCGUUCCGGCCCGCCGAAACAGAGAACAUGGUGCGCUUCGACUCUGUGGGCGACAGCAUCAGCCGUUACAACAUCUUUCACUACCACAAAGAAGACGGGAAGUUCACCUACAGGAAAGUGGGCUACUGGGACCAGAACCUGACUCUGAACAACACACUGGUCCACUGGCGGGGCCUGGUGGCGCCCACAUCCCAGUGCAGCGACCCCUGCAAGAAGAACGAGGUGAAGAGCAUGCAGCCCGGAGACGUCUGCUGCUGGAUCUGCAUCCCCUGUCAGCCCUACCAGCACCUGCAGGAUGAGUUCACCUGCGCCGAUUGCGGCUUCGGCCAGUGGCCUCUAAACAACCUGACGGGCUGCUACGACUUGCCGGAAGAGUACAUCCGUUGGGAGGACGCAUGGGCCAUCGGGCCCGUCACCAUCUCCUGCUUGGGAAUCAUGUGCACCCUGUCAGUAGUGGGGCUCUUCUUUAAGAACAACGAGACCCCCGUAGUGAAGGCGAGCGGCCGCGAGCUCUCCUACAUCCUCCUGCUGGGAGUCCUCAUGUGCUACAGCAUGACGUUCAUCUACAUCUCCAAACCUUCCACCGCCGUCUGCACCCUCCGCCGCCUGGGCCUGGGCACCUCCUUCGCCGUGUGCUACUCGGCCCUCCUCACCAAGACCAACCGCAUCGCUCGCAUCUUCAGCGGCGUGAAGGAAGGCGCACAGCGGCCUCGCUUCAUCAGCCCGGCCUCCCAGGUGGCCAUCUGCGGCGCCCUCAUCUCCUGCCAGCUGCUGGUGGCCGUCAUCUGGCUCCUGGUGGAGGUGCCCGGCGUUAGGAAGGAGGCGAGCCCCGACAGGAGAGACGUGGUCACCCUCAAGUGCAACAGCAGAGACUCCAGCAUGCUCCUGUCGCUCACCUACAACUGCAUCCUCAUCGUCCUCUGCACCGUCUACGCCUUCAAGACGCGCAAGUGCCCGGAGAACUUCAACGAGGCCAAGUUCAUCGGCUUCACCAUGUACACCACCUGCAUCAUCUGGCUCGCCUUCCAGCCAAUCUUCUACGUCACGGCCAGCGACUACAGGGUGCAGACCACCACCAUGUGCAUCUCGGUCAGUCUGAGCGGCUCUGUGGUUCUGGGCUGCCUCUUCGCUCCUAAGAUCCACAUCAUCCUGUUCCAGCCUCAGAAGAACGUGUCCACGCUGCGGGUCACAACCAACCGCUUCAGUGCCACCGUGUCGGCCUCCGCCUCCGCCUCUGCCUCCGCCUCCGCCCCCAGCUCCAGUUACUCCAAAGGGUCGGCUUCAAACUACGUGCCAGCGGUUUGUAACGGCCGUGAGGUGCUGGACUCCACAACUUCCUCUUUGUGAGAACCUUCCGCUGUCCUCAGUGAGGCCAGGUCGCCAUGGCGUGCAGCAAAAGUUGGGAUGAGAUAUUUGUGUCUUGUUAUGCAACCAAAAAAUAAUUUGCGACCAAAAAAACAUUUAAAAAAAAUAUACAAUACAAUAAAAAUGGAUUCAAAAUUGCCAGUUAAUUUCCCCCCAAAAAUAUUUUGGUUGCUAAUCAUUUUUUUAUUGUUACAAAUACUUUUAUUUGGUAAUGAAUCCUUUUUAUUUUUUAUUAUAAACCUUUUUUUGCUUAUAAAUAUGUUUUUUUGUUGCGACUCAUUUUAUGUAGUAUAAAUAUUUUCUGGGUUAUAAAUCAAAAUUGUUAUAAUAAUUAUUUUUUUAUAGAAAAUUAUUUUGUGGCUCAAUAAUCACUUUUUUGGUUGCAAUUUUUUGAGGGGUUCCAAAUAUUGUUUUGGUUAUAGUUUUUUGGCUAUCCAUCAUUUUUUGCUUAAAAAUAUUUUUUGUUAAAUUUGUUUUGGUUAUCAAUUAGUUCUUUUGGUUGCACUUUUUUGGGGGUCACAAAUAUUUGUUUUGUUAUAAAUAGUUUUGGGGUUUUUUUAAUGGUUUUUUUGGGUUACUCUUACUGAUUCACCUUAUAAAACCAUUUUGGGGUUUUUAAAUUGUUAAUUUUUUUGGUUAGAAUCCAUUUUUUUUGGUCGCAUUUUUUUUGGGAGGGAAUUACUACAAUUUUUGGGGGUUAUGACUUUUUUUGGUUGAAUAUCUUUUUUUGGCUAUGAGGCAACAUCAAACUUCCUAAAAACAAUGUUGGAAGCCUUUUUAUUGGUCAGUAUCUAUGUAAGUAGUCCCAGUCACAGCCAUGUCUAGGCUAUUAUGCAAUGGGUGUUAUUUGGCUUUCUCUGCGACCACGAAAGGGACAAGCAGUAGAAAAUGGAUGGAUGGACUACGUGACCAAUGCAUUUCCAACUUCUCUUUUUUAAUUCCUGUCAUAUUCUGCUAAUUUGGGUCACUUUAUUGAGUUCAUCAACUGAAAUUAUUUUUGGUCAACAGAUCUUCAUUAUUCUGUUAAGACAUUUGAAUUGGAAAGAAUCAGUUUCCACACAGAGCUACAGGAUGUUCAGAAAAUUACGGUGACCAAUAUUGAGGAGGUUCUGCAACGAGGAGAAGCACUUUCUGUUUCUACUCAUCAUUUUUGUUCCAGCCCUCACAUCCAUACUGUAA